Lathyrus oleraceus (garden pea) is the source of this 1029-nucleotide messenger RNA. The record is from RefSeq and is a predicted model, not a curated record. Lineage: Eukaryota; Viridiplantae; Streptophyta; Magnoliopsida; Fabales; Fabaceae.
UUAUAUAAAUAUAUGAGAAACCAAUUAUAUCCUCAUUCAUAACUUGGUAUCAAAAUUUCUAAGUACUACAAUGGCUUUUUAUCGCACAAACCUUCCCACUCGUGAACUAUUCUCCCUUGUUUCAGUCGUCAUUGUUUUGCUAGCCACAAAUAUAAACUCAGUUCAAGCACUGUCCUUCAAUUUCACCAAGCUCACCACUGCUAAUUCUGGCGUCACCUUCCAAGGGGAUGCACAAAUUUUACCCAGUGGUUUGAUAGCACUGACAAAAAGUUCACCAUUUCCUCCAGGUCAAUAUUUUACAACGGUAGGUCGUGCCUUAUCUUCCAAUCUCGUGCCACUUUGGGACAGUGCUACCGGCAAGGCUGCCAGCUUUGUCACUUCCUUUUCUUUCGUCAUAGAUACUACGGAAGGUCCUAUAACUGAUGGGUUGAUCUUUUUCAUUGCACCACCAGGAACUGUGAUUCCCCAAAACUCAACCACACCGUUCCUCGGAGUAGUUGAUAGCGAAACUUCAAUCAAUCGGUUUGUUGGUUUAGAGUUUGAUCUUUAUCGCAAUUCUUGGGACCCCGAAGGGAGACAUAUUGGAAUCGAUAUCAACUCUAUAAUUUCGACCAAGACCGUGACGUAUAACUUGGUAAGUGGUUCAUUGACUAAAGUAAUUAUCAUCUAUGACUCUCCUUCUAGCACGUUGAGUGCUGCUAUCAUUUAUGAGAAUGGUAAGAUUUCCACCAUUUCUCAAGUCAUUGAUUUGAAAACAGUGCUCCCGAACACCGUUCAGAUUGGUCUAUCUGCUGCCACACUAACGGGUGAAUCCUACUCUAUCCAUUCAUGGUCAUUCGUAUCAGACUUGGAAACAACUGCAAGCUAUGUCUCCAACAUAUGAAUAAUAUUAUUAUUACAAGCUAUGCUUGCUUACUAGCAGCUUGUAAUAAUUAACUACUAUUUUAAAUAAGACCCUGCUUACUAGCAGCUUGUGUGAUAUACUGAUAUGUAAUUAUUUCUUUUUCAAUAAAGACCAUGUUUGAACUA